UAUAUAAAAUAGGCAUAGUCAGUAUGAAAAUCUUUUGUACUACUUAGAAUAGUAAUGAGAGGUUUUUCUUUUUCCUGUAAUUGUUUGUGCUUGAGAAUUUCUUUUUUAUUUGAACAAUGUUUGAGAAUGUUAUUUGAUGUCCCUUUUUUGCUUGCACAACAAACUUAAAUAAUUCCCUUUGCAAAUGUUAUCCCUUUUGCUAAAUCAAGGAGAUUUGGAAGGAAAUAUUAUUUAAUGAAAGGAAAACACAUUAAUCAGCAGUAAAUAUUCUUAUAUAAUGAAUAUUAUUUAUCCUAAUUAAGAUGUUAAAUCUCUUCUAAUUAGAUCUUUUACAUAUUGCCUUAUUAAUGUCUAUGAACAUGAACAUAUUCCUAAAUAAAAAUCAUAUAACCUAUGGGAAAAAAAAUCAUUGGAUUCUCUAGAAAAAUAAGAAAGAAAGGGAAAAGAAUCUUUUUAAACAUCUUUAAUUAGAAAUAAGCACCAUGAAGGGAAAAUAACAUCCUUGAAAUUCAACAGAAAAGGAAAUUAUAACGUAAUUGCAAUUAAUAUUUGAGGCAAUGAAUGUCAAAUGUGUUUUUAGAAAAAAGAGAAAGAAAAACCAAGGAGAGUAAGAUCAUAAAAACUUCCUAGUAAAGAAAAAUUCUCCAGGGCUAUAAAUGGCCCUAAGAUCAGAAUGGAAAUCACUCACAAAUCCUAGAAAUGGAGUUCUCAUAUAUUCACCAGUUGAUAUUGUCAGCCAUUUUCAUGCUCCUAAUUUCCCAUACAAGUGCAGAGAAUGCUCAAUCCAAAUUAGUAGAAGAUAUCUGCAGGAGUACUGCAAAAUUGCCUUCAGUGAAAUUUGAAGAUUGUGUUGGUGCUCUUCAGUUGGACCCAAGAACUCCAACAGCAAAUCUCACCAUUCUUGCUCAGAUAAGCAUCCAGUUAGGAAUCUCAAAUGCAACAGAAACCCAAACUUUCGUAAAGAACAUGGCCAACAAUAGUACUACUCCUGCACCUCUGCGAAAACCUCUGAGGACCUGUUUGUCUUGGUACGAAGCAGUAAUUAUGUCAUUCAAAAGUGCACUGGAAGAGCUGGAUGAAGAUAUGCUUUCUGCUAACUAUGAUGUCAAGAUUGCUGGUGAUGAUGCUUUAGAAUGUGAAGCUGAGUUGACAAGAGAUAAGGCUAAAAUCCCACCUCUUACUGCUAGGAAUUACUACGCCCUGCUAUAUAGUUCUAUUGGAUUUGUGAUCACAGACCGUCUUCAGUGAAUAUUAUUUGCAUCCAUUAAUAACAGACCCUCAUGUUGAACGUUCUCUUUGUGUUCUUGCUUUUAGCAACCCAUUGAAAAUUGUCUUUUCCUCUUCUUUCCAAGAAUGGUGAAGUUAAUUUCCAUUCUGUAAAUAGCACUUUCUUGUCGGAAGGCAUAUAUGUAAUAAAAGUGUAUGCAAAAUUCACAUAAAUAAUUUUGGUUUCAUUUUA
This is a messenger RNA of Ricinus communis (castor bean), 1459 nucleotides long. RefSeq names its product cell wall / vacuolar inhibitor of fructosidase 2. The transcript has a single exon. Gene Ontology annotation, molecular function: enzyme inhibitor activity. The coding region runs from base 700 to 1248 and encodes 182 amino acids. The record is from RefSeq and is a predicted model, not a curated record. Lineage: Eukaryota; Viridiplantae; Streptophyta; Magnoliopsida; Malpighiales; Euphorbiaceae.